CUCUUUCUCUCUCUCUCUCUCUCUCUCUCUCUCUCUCUCUCUGCUUUCUGCUUCGUGAUAUGGCUGCUGAGGUCACCUCUCUCGUACAGAUACUAAGUAGGUACAAGGAAGAUCGCAAGGCGGUAAGGAGUUCAGCCGGACCGAGAUCGACGGUGGCGCUCAUGACUCGAGAUCUCCUCGGAAGCGGCGGUUGCGGCGGAGACGAUCAGACGCUGGAGCUUGACCUUGACCUCCAUGUCCCCAACGGCUGGGAAAAGCGUCUCGACCUCAAAUCAGGGAAAGUGUAUAUGCAACAAUGCAAUUCAACGAGCUCGUCCACAUCGACUCAUCAUCAUCACGCAGACCAACCAAACCACACAGUCCCGAGAUUUCAAGAUUUGAAUUUCCCGCCGAUAUUUCCCGGUAAAUCUCCGGCGAAACCAUUGUUAAGCCUCUUCGACGACACAAGCACAGAGCUGAAGCUAGUCUCGUCUUCUUCUUCAUCGUCUUCAUCUUCUUCUUCUUCAUCAAACCCGUCUCUCUCGUAUCUAUCUGUAUCAUCGGCGAAUUCUAAUUUCCAGAGUGUUUGCACACUCGACAAGGUGAAAUCGGCUUUGGAGAGGGCCGAGAAAGAUUCAUCCGCGAUGAUCAAGAAACGCCGAUCUCCAGACGACGGCGUUUGCGAUCGAAACGCUUCAGCCGCUGCGUCUCCGGUGGCGGCUGGAUGUCCAGGAUGCUUAUCGUACGUGCUGGUGAUGAAGAACAAUCCGAAAUGCCCGAGGUGUCUUUCCAUUGUUUCCUUGCCUGCCAUCAAGAAGCCUAAGAUUGAUCUCAACAUUUCCAUUUGAAAAACUCUCGGAUAUAUAGUUUAAUCUUUUUAUUUUCUUGGCUCGACUUUCUGUAAAUGAUACUAGAUAAAUCAGGAGUUUAAUUGUAAGGAUAGAAAAGGAGAUUGAAUGCGAGAAGGAAGAGAUGGGUGUUUUAUUUAAAAGAUC
This is a messenger RNA of Eutrema salsugineum, 974 nucleotides long. RefSeq lists its product as uncharacterized. The record is from RefSeq and is a predicted model, not a curated record. The transcript has 2 exons. Bases 60 to 827 code for a protein of 255 amino acids. NCBI's taxonomy places the organism in Eukaryota, Viridiplantae, Streptophyta, Magnoliopsida, Brassicales, Brassicaceae.